Molecule: messenger RNA, 4869 nt
Organism: Liolophura sinensis
Lineage: Eukaryota; Metazoa; Mollusca; Polyplacophora; Chitonida; Chitonidae
Product: tetratricopeptide repeat protein 17-like
Exons: 27
Coding region: 1-3843 (1280 amino acids)
Biological process (GO): actin filament polymerization
Cellular component (GO): actin cytoskeleton; cytoplasm
Molecular function (GO): protein binding
Source: RefSeq, a predicted model, not a curated record
AUGGCGGCCGCCAUAACAGUCCUGUUGUGGCUGAAAUUUGUCCUGGAAUUAUGUAGGUUUUGUGACUGUUCUUCGCACUGGAUUGUCACGGAAGAUGGAAGAAUUCAGGCACAGCUGGACACAGUAUUUAACAUGCGUCGCCCAUAUGAUCUGGUGGCCUUCAUGAAGCAAGAUGAACGCGCUCGAACAUUAAGUGGUCUCAAAAAUGAACUCUUAUCCAGGAAAGAUGAAAUUGAUAAAAAUGAAGACAAAGAUACAGGGCUGGAGCAGAGGUUUUACAAGACAGAUUCUGAUUGUGUAUCUGCUGGAAAGGCUCUACCAGAGUUUGACCUGUAUAUCAGUACUGUGUUACCCCUGGAAAACAAGGGGAUAAGGCCAGAGGAGCACAUAGAUAUUAAGGCCCCACCCUCAGCUAUCCCUAUACCACCAGACUGUACAGCUGUCAUGGAUCUAGACUACUCCUUUCAUGCUUUUGAGCAUUUAGAGGGGAUGAAGGAUCGUGAGAACCUGACAGGCACUCCAGAGCUGGGGUUAAAAAAUGCCAUCACCCACAGGGACAAUGUGGAUGAUUAUGGUCACCUUAUAUAUGAGGCCAUGAAGAAGAAUAAAACUUCAUGGGUGUUAUAUAACAUGGCAGCUUUUUACUGGAGGAUAAAGGGAGACUCCUAUAAUGUUAUAGAAUGUCUGAGGCGGGCUCUGCACUAUUCUCCCAGAAUGCAAAAAGAUGUAGCCUUGAUCAGCUUGGCCAACGUUUUACAUCGAGCUCGAUAUUCUAAUGAGGCUGCAAUAGUCGUUCAUGCAGCAUUGGAUGUUUCCAAAGAACUCAAUGUUAACCAUUUUACCCUAGGGAAUAUUUAUGCCGUGUUAGGGGAGUACAACAAGUCUGUGAUUUGUUUUGAGAACACUCUAAAAAUUCAGCCUGACUUUGAUGCCGCAGCGAAGAGGAAACAUGCGGUGUUGUGUCAUGCAAAGUUAGAGUCAGCACUGGAAGCUCAGCACAGAUCUCUACAGAGGACGCUAAAUGAUCUGAAGGAUUAUCAGAAAAAGCAUGAUCACUGGCAGCAAGAGAAUGACCGACUGCUGACAGAGCAGGUGAUGAGUGGGGUGAAGAUGGAGCAGAGGCUGGCCUAUGAGCAGCUGAAGAGUCGAGAUAGCUCCAGUGGUGUGGGUGAGCAUUGUUUAAUGGGGGAGAAAGAUGGGAGGCAGGUGUUAACGUGUACCUGGAAGAAACAGCGGAGUCCUGACCUGGACUUCUCGGCCCUAUUUGAGGGAGUCUCAUCCAGCCUAUAUAACCCUCAGACAAGAGGGACAGGGGAUGGUCCAAAGAAGAAGAGUUUAGACUAUUCUAAACCAGUGAGAGCUCCGCUGUACACCAAACACAGACGAGAAGCACCUAAGUUUGGGGACCCGUCAGCUGACUGGCCUAGCAAGGAGGAAUGUGACACUUUUGUACAGAAGGCACCCACAGCCAUGGAACUUCCUUCUGUUUACCUCUCACCUGAAAACAAGGGCUUUGAGGUGAAAGCACUAUUAUCUGAGGAGCAGAAUCUGAAGCCUGGGGCUCAGCAUGCCCUGCCGUGGUACCCUCCAGCUUGUGUGCCCAUCAUGGACCUCACAGAGGGCAGCACUGUUUCCUAUGAUCACCUUAAGUCCAUUAGUAUUGAGGAGCGAGGCAAGAUGCCUCUGAAACUCCCUGACAAAGGGGUCCUUAGCGCCCUGCUGAACCACAUUAAUGGUGGGUCGGUAACAGAGGAGGAGGUGGGUCAGAGAAUCCUGACCGCUCUGAAACAGAACAUUGGGCCAAGCUGGGUUCUGUUCAAUCUAGCCGGUCUGUACUGGCGGGUGGCAGGUAACGGGUUCCAAGGGGUGGAGUGUAUCAGGCGUGCGCUACACACGGUCCCUGAACAGUACCGUGACGUACCCCUGGUAAACCUGGCUAACGUGCUGUACCGAUGGGGGAGACAUGACGAUGCUGUGGUUGUCAUGCAGGAGGCUCUCAGAAUCAAUGACUUAGAGCCGGCCUCCCACUUCUUGUUUGGUCACCUGCUGUGGUCUAAGGGUAACUACACAGGGGCUGUGUGGCACUAUGAACAGACCCUUAGGAGUGACCCUGACAGCCAGGAGGCUUUCUCCACCCUCAGAGCCAUCAAAUGUUUCCAGAAGUAUCACCAGGCAGCUCAGAGUGCAGCUCCACGAGAAACUGUCUCAAAGCCUGUGGACAGCAACUGUAACCACAAAGGGGGAGGUAACCCCAGCAGUCAACAAACGGAGAGCAGAGUUAUCUGUAAAACUGAGAAUGGAGAAGAAAAGUGUAUUAUUGAGACUCGAACUCGGACAAAAAUGCCGGAGUGUAAUGGCCACUGCACACAGACCUGUACCAUCACCCCCAUCAAACUGGACUCCUGUGGCAGUAUGGCAGGGGAGAUCACUCUUGAUGAUGGUAAGAGUGAGACAAAUAGCUGUGGUCCUAAGGGACCUAACCAACCGUAUGCCAGCUCCCUGGGCCUGGAGGACUCCUUCUUCACGGCGGAGUUCGCUGGCAAACUGGACGAGGUGAGUGAGAUAUACCAGAGGAAAGGGCUGUGUAAUGGCGAUGAGUGUAAUCAGCUUAAAGUACAGCAUGGCACGCAAAAACCCCACAUCAAGCUGGACUAUGUGAACGGGGUUCUUCACCAAAAACUAAUAUUUGUGGACUCACCCAAUGACAUACAGGUGGAGGCUCAUGAGUGCAUGAUUUAUAACGACGGGUCUCGCUCUACAGGCUGCAGUCAGGAAGAAUUCCAAACCUAUCAAGAUGAACUGGAACACAUACAGGAAGAAAUAAGUGAGCUUCUCAACCUGAACAACUUCCACUGUUACCAAGAGUCUGCUUCUCCUGCCCCUGCCCCGGAGCAGACUCACACGCCGGCGGUACAGGCAGCCAGCGGAAACACCCGCGAGACACCCCAGGAGGAAAGCCCAUUACCUGACCAGUCUAACGAGCCCAAACAACCGGAGGUUAACGAUGGGAUGAAACGUUCCUGGACUGCACAUGAUAUUCCUGACACACAGCUUCCAAACACCCGGAUCCAUAUCAAGCAUCGGUUUCACCUGGCCAUGCCAAGCUUUGAGAAAUGUCAGACACUGUCAUUGAUUGACUUCACUCUCUUCUCCAGUACCUGGCUCUCUGUCACAGCCAAACAAAUAAACCUUUCUGAUUUCCUGGACUUUGACACUGUACUGAAGAGGGAUUUUGAGGAGCCAUCUUGUAAGACUGGAGUACUGCGUGUGCCUUCAAUAGACCAUCUACCUGGUGUGGCCAACAGCAAUCUGUUAGAGUAUUCCCCUGAGACUGGUCUGACUGAGGUGCUACAGAGACUGGGUGGGGAGCCUCAACCUGGCCAAGUCAUGGCCACCAGGAUAUCACAUGCCAUCAAAAAGAAUGCUAACUCCUGGGUAUUGGCUAACCUGGCAGCUCUGUACUGGAGGAUAGAAGGGGAUGCAAGGCGAGCGGUAGAUUGUCUGAGGGUGGCCAUCUCCACAGCUCCACACGAACACAAGGACAUCGCCCUGAUCAGUCUGGCCAAUGUCCUACACAAGACAGGCAGACUGAAUGAGGCUAUCAUUGUGACAAACAUGGCCUUAGAAAUUGCCAACAAACUGGUCGUCACACAUUUUACAAUGGCGAAUCUCUACGCGGCCAAGGCACAGUGGGAUAAAGCUACGAUGUUUUACGAGUCUACGCUAGGUCUCCAGUCCAACUUUGAGCCUGCCAAACAACGUCUCAUCUCUAUCCAGUGUAUGCGAAUUUUAAAAAACCCUCAGUAUUUCAAACAGGAGAAAUCAGCAAAGCCAAAUGACUGACAGCUUGUAGAGUCAGUUUUCAGAUUUUAUUCUUUUAUAACAAGGAGGUAUAGCAGCUGUUUGAAAGUAUUGAAUGUGCUGUACUUAUUUUAUUGACAGUUUUGGAUCUCAGUAGAUGAUUAAACAGAAAAUAACAAAUGAUCAUUAAUUCAGGAUUCUCAGCCUUUUUGAGAGUUUCAGUGAGGGACUUGGUAACUAUGUUUGAGAACUUCACAAGUGGUAAAUUACUUUUGUGAUGUUUUAAACAAAGACUAAUCUUUGCUUCUAGAAAUAUUCAACUAAGUGGUCUUUUUUUAACUUCUUUUCUAAAGAGGUCUUAGACUGCUGACUCAUGAAGUUUAACCUGUUGAGCCAUCAUUGUUGCCUGCAUGUUGUUCGCUGUUAUGAUGGUAGUGAACACAUAAAUGUUGCCUGGCCAGCAUUAACCACCACACCAUUAGUCUACAGUAACUUUCAACUUUCAGCAGAUGGGAGCUAGUGAAAUGCUAGCCUGCUAAUGGUGUGCUAGUGGUGUGCAUGUAGCUUACCACUGCGGAACUUGUCAACCUGGCCGGUACUAUGUUGGACCACUAUGGUGCACCUCAAUUUGAGUAUUUUAUACGUAAGACUUAAUUCUUUUUAAUUUGAUGUACACUUUCAAGAUCAAUUUUAUUUGCUAUCUGUAUAUUCAGUGAAGAUUACAUUUUGAGAGUGAUAGAACUAGUAGAGGCGGUUUAUUUAUUAGUUUUAGUUAAAAGUAAAGUUCACAGAACACAGUUUUAUGUGCAGUCUAAACCAGAUUGUAUCAGAAGAUACCUUUUAUCUAAUCAGUAUUAGAUCAUUUUGUACCAAAUGCUUUGUUUUUCUUUUUUUUUUAAAGUUGUAAGCCGAUCAUGGUAAAAUCCAAUUUUAUCCAGAUGAAUAGUUUUCUUUCUGGAAGCUUCAUUUUGUUUUUGUUAAGAAUAGAGAGCUUUAUGAUGGUUUUGCAAGUAAGGCAUUUGUAAGAUUUAUGCUUUCAAUCUACUCAGUUACGUUUUAUGGGAAAAA